Penicillium chermesinum is the source of this 2364-nucleotide messenger RNA. RefSeq names its product DUF3433 domain-containing protein. The transcript is spliced from 3 exons. The coding region runs from base 1 to 2364 and encodes 787 amino acids. The record is from RefSeq and is a predicted model, not a curated record. NCBI's taxonomy places the organism in Eukaryota, Fungi, Ascomycota, Eurotiomycetes, Eurotiales, Aspergillaceae.
AUGUCUGACUCGCCCACUCCACGAAACUUUAGUCUAAGAAACGUGAACUCAAGCAGACCUCAAGUCUAUCGCACAGAAUCAGCACAGUCUGUUGCGGCUUCGGACGACUACUAUUCGUUCUCAGAUCGACAGACUUCAAGCCCGGACAGCCAAGUGACGGCUAUGCGAUUCAUCACCCCGGAGUCCCAUGCAUCAUCGCAGGCGUCUUCACCAACAGUACCAGGACAACCACAACCGGAAGUUGCUCAGCCGAGUCGUCAAGAGCAAGCUCCUGCCGCGGCCGGGGGCCUAACAUAUCCCCGGUCAGCUACUGCAAGCACAGUACGCUUUGGAGAAGAUCAAGUCGCCCGCAUCAGUCCCAAAUCUGAUCGCACAGUGCGACGGGUGCCCAGUGACUAUGCGGGGCCUGCACCGACUCCCGGUUUGGAUGAUACGCCAUAUGUUCAGUUCGCCAUCAACCAGCUGACCCACGAUGAGAGUGGCCGACGAAGAGAGGGAUCGAUCUCCACUAGAGAUGACUAUCCCGCGGAUCGGCUAGUCUAUGAUGAAGGACUAGGCUAUUUUACCCGGACCAGGACCCCGUUGCACAUGGAACUCCCCCAACGGCCUAAUUACAAGUCGCCCUCGCCGCAGGCUCUGCCGCAAAGACCGAACUCCGUCGACCCUGAGUCGUUUGUUGCAGUUGAUCCUCCAGAAGAGAGCUUAUUGUACCCUAAGCUGGACUAUCUACCGUUGGUGCUCAGACCAUGGGCUUUGAUGCUCGCUGUGUUAUGCUGUCUUCUAAUGAUUGCGGGGGUCGCGUUUUGCAAUGCUUGGUCUCAGCGACACCAGGGCAUUUGGGGAUACGACGGAAAGGGAGGAGGUCGCUAUUUUGUGAUGCAAUUCCUCCCUCAGAUACUGGCAGUUCCCAUCGUGAUUUGGACUUUUGUUAUCCAAGCCGCAGUAUAUCGGAUUGCACCAUUUGCUAUUAUGGCGUCGGAGUUGCCUCUGGGAAAAGUCUUGCAGGAGUUGCCCAUUCUCUCCCGCAACUUCAUUCUCCCGACACGGCUCAUUUUCGACAUGGAGAAUUUCUCUUCGGCAACGUGGAAGUGGACUUCCGUCCAAUCUGUGGGGUGGACUUUGAUUGCCUCCUAUGGUCUUCUGACGGUCGGGCUGCUCGCGCUCGUCCUUCGAUUCAUGCGUGGAUGGACUGGCCUGAUGUGGGAUCCAGUCUCCUUAGCAGAUCUGAUCUCCAUUAUCCAGCGUUCGAACAUUCUCCAUGACUAUGAGCAUUCUGAGACCGUUCCAUCAGUCAAAGAGUCUCUUGACUCUCGUGUACUCAGACUGGGAUACUGGAAACUAUCCAUGAAGCAAGAGGUUUUCUAUGGCAUUGGAGAAGUCGACGCACCGGUCCACACUCCAUCGCUCCAUCAGAUCGACAAGGGCCAAGCCAGACAGGCUCAUGGCUUGUCACAGGUGCGCUACGAUAUCGAGCAUGGGAACGACCCGUAUGAUCAACAAUUGUACUCUCCAUUCACGCGGUAUAGAUGGACCCCUUGGUUCCUGCGAAAACAAUUCGUCAUUGCGUGGUUAAUAAUAGUCUUCGGCCUGUUCAUCGCUUUUGUCACCGUCAGCUACGUCGACGAUGCCAUCGAAAAGGGCUUUCUUCCCAGACUCCCGACCCUCCCGUCAGUCGACGCAUUUUCCGCCUCCAACUUCCUCUACAGCUUUAUUCCAGCGUUAAUUGGCAAUUUCCUUUUCCUCGCUUGGCAACCAAUCGACGUCUACCACCGUGCACUCCAGCCAUUUUUCGAACUCGCCGCUCCCGAGGGCGCAGCUGCGGAGAAGAGCAUCCUGCUAGCCUAUCCAGCUGGCCUGCCACUUCAAACAACCAUUCAGGCCAUAAUGAACGGACACUGGAAAGUCGCCUGGUUAUCGCUUAUGAGCCUUGUCUCGAUCGCCAUCCCCAUCCUAGCGGGUGGCGUAUUCAUGGCCCUGUAUUUCCCAUCCGACGACAAGAUCCGAAUUUCCGCCGUGAUGCCAGCAUACGAAGCCCUGGUCGCCUUCUGCGCCCUCUACGCCCUAUCAUUUCUGGCCAUAUGGCCGGGACGCCGGCGCCAUCUUCCACACGACAUUACCACCCUGGCAGACCUGAUGAGCUUUCUGUAUCAGUCCCCGCUUCUCGCUGAUAAGCUUCUUCGUGAGCCGCGCAGCAAGACGGAUCUGGUGACUCGCCUGAUUGUUGCGCCUCCAACGGAGCGAAUGUAUCCUAUGUAUGGCUUUGGUAUCUAUGUCGGUCGUGACGGGAAGGAGCAUCUCGGUAUCGACCGGUUCGAACGCCCGGGGCGAACCGACAUGUUGAUCACUACGGGGUCUAUGAAAUGA